AAGCACUCCCUGUAGGUGUGGUUGCUGAAGCACAGGGCUAGAAGCAGCUUUGCACAGUCUGAAAGGGGGGUGGGGGGGGCACUCGACCGGCAGAGAUCUCAUAGACCACCAAGGCUUGUCAUUUCUUCCCUGGCUCUGAGAUGAGAGUUGGUUGCAGGCUGUCCUAUCAGCUUUUUGAUACAGCUCUCAGGGAUGGACUCAGGGCCUGGAAAAGAAUCUUCUGGAGAAUAAUCCUACUUGCACUUGGCCUCUUAGGCCUCCUCCUGUAUGGACUCCCUACAGUCAGGUAUCUGGAAGUCCUUAUCCCCAUGGGUGUCUGCCCUGAGGCCACAAUGUCCCUGCUGAGAGACAACUUCACAGGGGUCCUGCGUCCCUGGGCCCGGCCUGAAGUCCUGACGUGCACCUCCUGGGAGGCUCCCAUUAUUUGGGAUGGCACCUUUGACCCACAAGUGGCCCAGCAAAAGGCUGAACAGCAGAACCUCACCAUUGGGCUGACUGUCUUUGCUGUAGGCAGGUACCUGGAGAAGUACCUGGCGCGCUUCCUGGAGACAGCCGAGCAGCACUUCAUGGUGGGCCAGCGCGUGGUGUACUACGUGUUCACCGAGCGGCCGGAUGCGGUGCCCGGCAUAGCGCUGGGCCCGGGCCGCCGGCUGCGCGUGCAGCGCGUGAAGCGCGAGUCGCGCUGGCAGGACGUGUCGAUGGCGCGCAUGCGCACGCUGCACGCGGCGCUGGGCGGGCGGCUGGGCCGCGAGGCGAGCUUCGUGUUCUGCAUGGACGUGGACCAGCACUUUCGCGGCUCUUUCGGGCCUGAGGCGCUGGCCGAGUCAGUGGCACAGCUACACGCCUGGCACUACCGCUGGCCGCUCUGGCUGCUGCCCUUCGAGCGCGAUGAGCGCUCCGCCGCCGCGCUGGCGCCGGGCGAGGGCGACUUCUAUUACCACGCGGCCGUGUUCGGGGGCAGCGUGACGGCGCUGCGGCGGCUGACGGCGCACUGCGCGCUGGGCCUGGGGCAGGACCGCGCGCGCGGCCUGGAGGCGCGCUGGCACGACGAGAGCCACCUGAACAAGUUCUUCUGGCUGCACAAGCCCACCAAGGUGCUGUCGCCCGAGUACUGCUGGAGCCCGGAAAUCGGCCCGCGGACAGAGAUCCGCCGCCCACGCCUGCUCUGGGCACCCAAGGAAUACCUGCUGCUGCGGGACUAGCCCGGGGAGCCGUGCCUCAGCUGGCGCCUGGCCCUUCCCUUCUCCCUGGGGCCCCACCGCACCUGCUGGGGCACCUUGGGCACCGCUAGCGUGUGGAAGGAGAGAUCCUGAACCCAUCUGGGUCCCUUCUCGAAGCGGCACUUCGAAGGAGAGAGAGAUACUGAGUGGAAAAAAGCCCUCCGCCCACUCUAGUGUGAGGGUUCGUGUGUUGCUGUCCACCAGCCUAGUCAACGACACAGAGAUAUCACUGCAGAUGGAAUGAUUAAUUAAGGGAAGACUGAGGCUCGGUCAGGCCUACAGCGAUUGUUCAUCUUUAUUCACUGUAUUAUGUAUCCAAACUCAUCAGAUAAAAAUAAGCAAGAAUAAAGAACAAAAGCAUUAAUUGAGACUGCUAUUAAAAAGUUCUUUUCAGCAUAAAUGUUGCAAAGCACAUACACGUCAUUUCUAGGUCUGGAGCAUAUAACUUGAAGAUAAACUACAAGGACACCAAGUUGUCUGUUUCUGUUUGCCCACCUCCCUAACAGGUUAAAUGAAACUUUUGUGUAAUUUGAAGUUAGGGAAUGAAGAGUAACAGUUCAGCUGCAGACAGGUGCUAAAUCUCCAGCUACGACUUGGCGGGGACCUCAGGAAUUCAUAUCUCAAGGCCUUUUCAGUUAGCAGGGAAGAAUUUACGCCGGCUCUCUGCUGCUUUAAGCAAGCAGGGAGGAAUUAACCCCCAGCCGAGAAUGGAAUUGUCCCCUCUUAGAUUCUUCUACCACAAGGAGCAUAUAUGAGACAAAGCCACCUUUCUGGGGUGCUGAGAACUGUGCCCCUUCAUUCGCUGGACGAGGAGGCCCAAGCCUUGGGGAGCCUCUCACUUGAAGAGAAAAAUCCCCUUCCCUCACGUCCAACAGUGGCUAAAGCCCAGCAGCUGUAGCGCCUCCUGCAGCCCAAGCAGUCUGUAGGCCUUUCACCUCUGACCUUGUGGAAUUCAGCUGACACCUCUUGGAGAGAUGCUUUAGCCUUGCCCGCCCCUCUAGUUUUUGUUUUUUAUUUGUUUGUUUGUUUGGCGUUUUUUCUUUUUCUUUUUUUAUUUUACAGUUUUUGGCUGGGGCGGGGUUUGAACCCGCCACCUCCAGUAUAUGGGGCCAUUGCCCUACUCCUUUGAGCCACAGGCCACAUUUUCUUUCUUUCUUUUUUUUUUUUUAAUAAAGAGACUGAGGCAUAAAGAGUCCGGGUAGGUAAAAAGGUAACUGCUGGAGGACACAAAGGAGGUAACCGCGUGGCUAUGAUGUCAACAGCUGGAGAGCCAGCACGGGCUGCUCUGGGCAUGAGCCGCAGGGAGAAACACAAGUGGCCUUUGAUCCGCGGCUCUGCCUGUUUAUCUCUGCUGCCAGUAAGCAUGUUUUAUACUUACUUGAGUCACAUUAGAAUGGGUAAAUUACUCCUGUGAGACAAAGUAGCAAACCUCAGAAGCCACGGACUGCUCAUUUCUCGUGCCAGCAGCAUUUCACAAGGCCCUGCCUGACUCAGUGACCUGGAGACAGCAGAGCAGCACUCCAUGGUGGGCCAGCGUCUGGUGUACUACGUGUUCACCGAGCGGCCAGCAGCUCUUCAGAAAGAUGCUUCGAACCCAAAACAGGUUAGAGUGCAGUUCGUCCUUGCCUUUUCCUGCACAUACGUCUGAGAGAGUAAUGAUGCUUCUAUAAAUACAUCCGAACUUAGAUGUAAUGUUACACAUACUCAGUUUUCACCACCUAGAUAGAAACUGAGCACUGCAUUGGAACCAUCAGAUAGAACAUCUCUAAAGGCUGCUCCAGUGCCUAUAGUUCUCAGGAAGACUUGCAAAUAAAACUAACUUAAAUUCUUUAAAAGAUUUUUUUUUCUUUAAUUGACAAUCAUGGCAACCACAAAGGGAUCCAGAGCAGACUGUCAGCUCGUUGGUGCUAGCAUGGGCCCUUUGAGCUCCUCUGGCUCCCCAGUGGUUCCUGACCACUGGGUGAGUUCUCCUGAGUCUCAGACCUCCCCAAUUGGUUGACUGUGGGUUUUUUAAUCACCUAGCUGUUCUCACUCCUUGAGGAAAGGAGAAGUCCUUCUUUGGGAUUUUUGUUUCUAAAGAAGGGGCAUUCUCCCAGUUGAAAGAAGCUAGGAAGGAAUGGAUAUGUGAGACUGUUGGACUAGGUUAUGCCAGUGCUUUCUCUUUCAAUUUGUCUCCAUAAACAAUGCUCUCACAAUUGGAAGUAAGUCAUUCAAAACUAAACGACAGGAACACCAGACAACUAAUCUUCAGUCGGUACUCUGGCAGGCUGCAUGUACAACGCAUAUGCUUGCAAGUACUUUCCCUAAAUGGGAGUUUACUAAAGGAGAUUUAACAUUAAAAAUGGCCAAAAAUGGGGCCAGGCACAGUGGCUCAUUCCCGUAAUACAAGUAUUCUUGAAGGCUGAGGCGGGAGAUUAGCCUGAGUGCAGGAGUUCGGGACCAGGCUGAGCAAGAGCUAGACCCCAACUCUACUAAAAAUAGAAAAACUAGCCUCACGUGGCUAGCACUUGUAGCCCCAGCUACUCAGGAGGGUGAGGCAAGAAGAUACCAGAGCCCAAGAAUUCGAGGUUGCUGUGAGCUAUAUAAUACCCUACCAAGGGUGACAGAGUGAGACUUUGUUUCUAAAUAAAUAAAUAAAUGGCCAAAAAUGGGAUUUACAAACAUUAAGGCAUGCCAGAUUUUUUAGGCCUUCAGCCAAGUACAUAUUAUGGUCCAUUCUCAUACACAUUUUUAAAUGGUAGACAAAUUACAUCAAGAAAUAUUCAAAACUCAGGCUGGAAAUAGUGGCUUAUGUUUAUAAUCCUAGCACUCUGGGAGGCCCAGGCAGGUGGAUUGCCUGAGCUCAGGAAUUCGAGACCAAUCUGAGGAAGAGCAAGACUCCAUCUCUACUAAACACAGAAAAACUAGCCGGGUGUUAUUGGAGGCACCAGUAGUCUCAGCUACUCCGGAGGUUAAGGCAAAAGGUUCGCUUGAGCACCGGAGCUGGAGGCUGCUGUGAGCUACAACACCGUAGCACUCUACCCAGUGAGAUUCUGUCUCAAGAAAAAAAAAGGAAAAGAAAUAUUCAAAACUCAAAUGGUCAUUAUUUUAAAAAAUUUACAAUACAGAGUUAACACAUAGAAUCUUUUUAACUUCUCCAUCUCCCUGUUUAAUUUUCCUUCCUACUUUAAAUCUGCAGACUUUUCUGCUGGUGUUAAAACUGACUGCUUAUGGUAUUGCCAAUUCAAGGCCACUUAGACAUUUUAUUUUUCUUAUACAAUUCAGCCAGUUGUAACUAAAAGGUAAACACUAAAGAUUUAACCCUACACUCACUUAAAACUGUAGGAGAAAAAAAAAAAUCAGAAGAGGUUUUAAAAGCAAAUCAAUCAUUAAAACUAUUUUACCAAAAAUUUUGGUCCAUAACAUUCAUUAGAUUACCUAUUAGGACAAAUAAAAUUUAGUCGUAUAUAAACAGGUCCCAAUUUUGUCAAAAACCAUUUGGACUCAACCAUCUUUUUAUAAACCAAUGGAAUGUAUA
Messenger RNA from Nycticebus coucang (slow loris), 4737 nucleotides. It is a transcript of the gene A3GALT2, whose product is annotated as alpha 1,3-galactosyltransferase 2. Gene Ontology annotation, molecular function: hexosyltransferase activity. The record is from RefSeq and is a predicted model, not a curated record. Bases 141 to 1202 code for a protein of 353 amino acids. NCBI's taxonomy places the organism in Eukaryota, Metazoa, Chordata, Mammalia, Primates, Lorisidae. Gene Ontology annotation, cellular component: vesicle; membrane; Golgi apparatus. Gene Ontology annotation, biological process: carbohydrate metabolic process. The transcript is spliced from 6 exons.